UACUGCUUUAAAAUGUAAUACAGAACGAAGAAAUUUUAAGUUAGUGUGCAAUACAACUUAAUUAAAUCUGCGAAACUUAGCUAAAAUGUCUGAAAAAAGGAAGCAUCAAAAAAACCUUUCUCACGUCGAUUAAUGGCAACUUAAAACAAUUUUCCACAUGCACUAUUAACACAAUCAGAUCCGGGCCCAAAGUAAUUGAUUGGCCAAUUUCGUUGGCUUAAAUUAAUUCCCGCUUUCAAAGUGCAUGUUACAAAUUGCUUAGAUCGAAGUUAAGUUUUAGGAGGGCAAAAUGCUUAGAAGCUGUCAUUUAAAGUACUGUUAUGGCAUUUUGAUUAGCCUUUUCAUUUUCUGUGAUACCGCUUCCGGCGACUUGAUUAGGGUGGACAAAAAUAUUUUGGAGGAUGCCAAUCUGAUCACGCCGAAUCUGAUCAAGAAGUAUGGUUAUCCUGCGGAAACACACAAGAUCCAGGCCAAGGAUGGCUUCGUCCUGACGGCUCAUCGCAUUCCCAAGCCCGGAGGACAACCUGUGUUGUUGGUACAUGGCCUGCUGGACAGUUCGGUGGCAUAUGUGAUACUGGGUCCCGAAAGGUCCUUGGGCUUCCUGCUCAGCGAUCUGGGUUACGAUGUUUGGCUACUCAACACGCGGGGUAACCGGUAUUCGCGGAAGCACAGGCGAUACCAUCGAUACCAGCCGCAGUUCUGGGACUUCUCCUUCCAUGAGCUCGGAAUGUACGAUCUUCCGGCGGCCAUUGAUUAUAUCCUAGCGAGGAGCAAGGGCUACGAACAGAUCCACUAUGUGGGCCACUCACAGGGCACCACAUCCUUCUUUGUGAUGGGCAGUGAAAAACCAGCCUAUAUGAAGAAGAUCAAACUUAUGCAGGCUCUGGCUCCGGUUGUCUUUUGGGACUACCUCGAUUCACCGAUUAUACUCACUUUUGUGAAGUACUUGAGACCAUUAGUGUUUAUUGCCAAAUCGUUUGGAAUUUACGAAUUUCCGCCGGAGAACGAAGUGUGGCGAAGUCUGAUACAAAAGAUCUGCAGCUUCGUUUUCCAGAACACCUGCACCUAUUUCCUGAUGGAAGCCAUGGGCGUGGACUACGCACAAUUCAACUCCAGCCUUCUUCCGCUCUUCACGGGACACGCAUCCUCGGGAUCAUCGGUUAAGUCCCUGGAGCACUUUGGCCAGCAGAUCCACAGCGGUGGGUUCUUCAAGUACAAUUACUACAGCACCUGGGAGAAUCGAAGAAACCACGGAGCCGACACUCCGCCACAGUACAACCUCACUAAUGUCGACUGCAAAGUGGCACUGUACUACAGCAAGAACGAUCGUCUAACAUCCGACAAGGAUGUGGUUCGAUUACGUAAUAUCCUGCCAAAUGUAGUGCUCGAUUACCUAUUUCCGGAUCCUUUGUACAACCACAUCAACUUCAUUUGGGGAAAUGAUGUGAAAACCGUUCUCAACGAUCGCAUUAUAGAACUUAUGCGAAAAGUUGACAAUGGCGAAGUGUAGGAGUACUAUAUUUAAUAUUAAAUCAAUCCAAAAAGUAAGGCCAACCUUUUCUGUGUUAUCUAAAUAUUUAAAUUAUUUGGUUUCUAAGAGUACCUCAUUACAGCCAGUAAUGUUUUUUGUUUAUUUCUUACUUUAAUCUUAAAAAUGUGUAAAUGCCCAGUGUAGCAAAUUGUAAAUAUUUAUACACGUAUUAUGUGAUAGACAAUAAAUAAGUGGCUUAAUUACCAAUAA
Molecule: messenger RNA, 1741 nt
Organism: Drosophila simulans
Lineage: Eukaryota; Metazoa; Arthropoda; Insecta; Diptera; Drosophilidae
Product: lipase 1
Exons: 3
Coding region: 290-1510 (406 amino acids)
Molecular function (GO): hydrolase activity, acting on ester bonds
Source: RefSeq, a predicted model, not a curated record